UUACAUAUGUGGCUGCUGUAAACAGCAGCUUCAGAAUCUCAGUGUACUGGAUGGAGGCACAAGGAGGAGCAGGUAGCCCAGAUGAGACUAAAAAAAGCCAAACCCUGCUGAAGCCCUUGACGUCAGGAGAACUGGUGAAGGAGCCUUCCCAUCAUUCCCGGGGUGAGGAGGACCGAGGCGUUCCUGGACACACCCCAAGCCUGCUGCAUGUCAUUGACAGACGGCGUGAGUUCCGGGAACCUCUGAGCAGCGUUUCAUCUCUCGAGGUUCACUUUGACUUGCUUGACCUGACAGAACUCACGGACAUGUCCGACCAGGAGCUGGCGGAGGUCUUCGUCGAUUCUGAUGAAGAAAACCCCGAGUCACCUGCAAGUUAUCACCAGCACCCAGGCAGAGGAAGCUACCUGCGCUCUCCUUCUUGGACACGCUGCAGUAAGCCGGAGCAGUCCCACGAAAGGAAGCACCACAGCGAUUCAGACAGCACAGAGUCCCAUCGCAAACUGGAACGGCCCUAAAAACCUUGAGAGAAACACAGCUGGGAUACACACAGCUGGGAAGUACAGCAGCAAUACAGAGCAACCCAAACAUCUCUGGCUGUGUCUCCAUCAGACUCUCCUCAAGGGCUUUCAUUUAUCUGGACUCCGUGAAAAAGUUUAUUCCAGAGCGAAGCUUUGAGUAAAACAGCGAGAACCAGGGCAGGAGUUAGCGAGACGUCAUCACAGCUUGUGUUUGGGUGAUUGUAUAAAUUUGUU
This is a messenger RNA of Neoarius graeffei (lesser salmon catfish), 752 nucleotides long. Its product is annotated as dysbindin domain-containing protein 1-like. The record is from RefSeq and is a predicted model, not a curated record. Gene Ontology annotation, biological process: negative regulation of protein kinase activity. Bases 51 to 515 code for a protein of 154 amino acids. NCBI's taxonomy places the organism in Eukaryota, Metazoa, Chordata, Actinopteri, Siluriformes, Ariidae. Gene Ontology annotation, cellular component: cytoplasm. The transcript has 5 exons.